Molecule: messenger RNA, 1421 nt
Organism: Abrus precatorius (Indian licorice)
Lineage: Eukaryota; Viridiplantae; Streptophyta; Magnoliopsida; Fabales; Fabaceae
Product: GDSL esterase/lipase At1g33811
Exons: 5
Coding region: 118-1236 (372 amino acids)
Molecular function (GO): hydrolase activity, acting on ester bonds
Source: RefSeq, a predicted model, not a curated record
AUUAUCAAAUUGGCUUACACUCAUCACAUGAAUGUCAUAAAUGUGAUCCAUAACUAUCACUAAGCAUGACCAUAUAAGAAUGCAUGCCCAUUUGUGGCAGAAAAUUAGUCCAUUAAGAUGAAGCAUUUGAGAGAGACAGUUUGGACAUUCUCAUGCAUCAUCUGGCUGAGCCUAAUUGCAAGAUGCUUCUCUCAGGUGCAGCCACGGCCACCUCAGGGUCAACAAGUGCCAUGCUUCUUCAUAUUUGGUGACUCAUUGGUUGAUAAUGGAAACAACAAUGGAAUGCUAACACUUGCCAGAGCCAAUUACAGGCCUUAUGGCAUUGACUUCCCACAGGGUGCCACUGGCCGCUUCACCAAUGGCCGAACUUACGUUGAUGCAUUAGCUCAGCUUCUGGGAUUCCCAACUUAUAUUCCUCCUUAUUCAAGAGCAAGGGGUUUAGUACUCUUAAGAGGGGCUAAUUAUGCAUCUGGAGCAGCAGGAAUCAGAGAUGAAACAGGCAGUAACCUGGGGGCUCAUACAUCUAUGAAUGAGCAAGUGGCUAACUUUGGAAACACAGUGCAGCAGUUGAGAAGUAUCUUCAGAGGAGAUAAUGAUACACUUAAUAGCUACGUAAGCAAAUGCUUAUUGUUUUCAGGGAUGGGAAGCAAUGAUUACUUGAAUAACUAUUUUAUGCCAGAUUUUUAUUCAACUAGCUCAGAUUAUACUGCUAGGGCUUUUGCAUCCAUCCUUCUUCAAGAUUACGCUCGCCAGCUAGCUCAACUAUAUUCACUAGGAGCAAGAAAAGUGAUUGUUACAGCAGUUGGACAAAUUGGCUGCAUACCAUAUCAACUAGCCCGUUUUCAUGGUAACAACAGCAGAUGCAAUGAAAAAAUCAACAACGCCAUCUUGUUGUUUAACUCAGGCCUUAAGAGAAUGGUUCAAAACUUCAAUGGAGGACAGCUUCCAGGAGCAAAGUUUGUACUUUUGAAUUUUUAUCAAAGCAGUCAAGAUUUGUCUUCAAAUGGAACUUCAUUUGGGUUUGAUGUGAUAGAUAAGGGGUGCUGUGGAGUUGGCAGGAACAACGGGCAGAUUACUUGCCUUCCUUUGCAACAACCAUGUGAAGAGCGUGGGAAGUACUUGUUCUGGGAUGCUUUCCAUCCCACUGAGAUGGCCAACAUUUUACUAGCCAAGGCAACAUACAGUUCACAAUCAUAUACUUAUCCCAUUAAUAUUCAACAAUUGGCGAUGCAGUAAAAGAAGUUGAGUUUAUGUUUAAUAUUUGUGAGGUAUUUAACUAUCCAUGCAGUGCCAUUUGCUAAUUGAUCAUGGUAUUCAUGAUUUUAUGUAGUAAGAAUGUGCUCUUGUUGCUUAAAACAUUUGAUGCCUUUGUACACGUAUAAUGCCUUUGUGCAGAAAUAUAUAAUACAAUAAAUAUGCUU